Galendromus occidentalis (western predatory mite) is the source of this 2014-nucleotide messenger RNA. Its product is annotated as lymphocyte cytosolic protein 2. The transcript has 13 exons. Bases 199 to 1617 code for a protein of 472 amino acids. The record is from RefSeq and is a predicted model, not a curated record. NCBI's taxonomy places the organism in Eukaryota, Metazoa, Arthropoda, Arachnida, Mesostigmata, Phytoseiidae. Gene Ontology annotation, biological process: intracellular signal transduction; cell surface receptor protein tyrosine kinase signaling pathway.
UCACAGCGUUACCGUUAUUCGCGACUGGGUUGCUUCGCGAUGUGCGCGUCGGCGUUCGUCUGGCACUUGUGCUGACAGUAUCAUUCGAAUCCGUGCUUCGGGAUAUCGAGGUGUUAGUGUGGCAGUCACUGUACGUUCCUCGAAAUUGGAUAAAGUGAAACAUUCUCUUCGGAUAGAGCUUCGUCUCCUCUGGUGAAAAUGUCUCGAAUGAGGCGUGCGGUCUCAACCUCGAGCUUCGCAUCCGCACAGUGGAUGAAAGGCACUCAGGAGUACAUCGAGUGGGGAACUGUCAAGCGCAUCGUGAAAAAGCAACUAGCGAAAGCUGUGAGCGAAUGUAAAACUCAAGCAGCCAACGCCAAACAAUUGGUCGGUGACUUAAAGUCGAGAAGAUUGUCCAGCGGCCACGACCUCCGGAAUCAUGCCGGUACGGGUUACGACUUCGAAGACGACUUCUCGGACAUCGACGAUGACACCGACUUCGAGUCAGAAGAUGAUGAAGAAGAUAUCUCGGUUCCUGUCGGAGUGAUGCCCUCAGACAAAGGCUCGGCUUCGCCAGACUAUGACUGCCGACAUUCACCGAGUGAUCCAAAAGAUGACGUCAGCUCCCUCGGCUCCGACGCGUCGUCUUACGCCUCCGCUUCUUCGAACGGUCUCUUAGCCAGUGGAGGGGUCGUGAAAAGGUUCCCGUUACCACGACCAGCGAUUCCUACGAAACCCGCUGCUUUGCGAUCUCGUAGGCAGUCUACCGCCAGACCUACAGCUCAGCCUCCACCUCCUCCGAUUCCGACACAACCGCCCCCGGCCGCAGCGCCGUCGGAAAGUUCGGAAGAUUACGAGGUUCCUAUUUGUCAUGAAACCUACAGCGAAACGUCAUCAAAUCUCUACGAUGAACAAUCUACUUAUGAGCAGAUCGAACAUUUGGAGCAAACUUACGAAGAAGUUCGCGAAGGUAAAAUUACGACUUCUCCCAGCAUCUCUAACAAGCCUCUAACCACUGCAACCGGCCAAAAAAUCAAAGAUGCAUUGCCGAAACCCCCGCUGUUGCCUCGACAAAACUCCAACCCUUUAGGAUUACUGCCCGCACCCCCGCGACCAAAGGCGCUCAAGCCAUCGAAAACAUCUCCUUCUCCUUUGCUACAUCGUGCGACUCCAUUCUCGGAAAAGAGCUACGACAGCGUGAGCUUGAGCUCUCUCGUGAACCGUCCGCUACCGCCGGUGCCAACAGUUGAGGAUGUUUAUGCUGAUGUCAAUUGUCAAGACGAAGCCCCACGCCACGAGUUAUCGGUCUACCCCUGGUUCCACGACGUGGAACGCGAGGACGUAGAGAAGAUGCUGCGUGAGAUCGGGGAGCAGGGCUGCUUCUUAGUCCGAGUCUCGCGCAGAGGUGGGCCUAGCAGACCGUACACGUUGAGUUUGCUGCACGAAGGUCGGAUUUUCCACCUCCUCAUACGCAAACGACCCGAUGAUACGUUCGCCCUAGGAUCAGAAAAGCCCAAAGAAAAGGUGUUCAAGAUGGUCAGCGACCUGAUCGAGUACCAUCGCCAAGAAGAGAUUCUGCUAACUUCACGAAAUCAGUCUGCCGGGAGCACGCGUCUCACAGAAACUCAUCAUGUCUAGCUCAGUGGCCGAUGAAGCCCACGAUUCGAGGGAUCUGUCAUAUGAGAGCUCGAAGGGAGGUGGACGAAAACCGAGCAGGACGCCUUCUGUAAAUAGACAUCAGGAGAGUUUCCUCAGACGAGACGAGCACCGAGUAGUGUGCGAGGGAAGGCGGCAAAAAGGGAUCUUGCUCGUUCCUGUGCCAUAUCUGGCCGUAUUUAUCGCUCGACUCGUUUGGGAUCCUCACUCGGAGUUCUUGUGAACCUGUGCUCUUCCUAGUCAAGAAUGUUGGAGAUAUAGCGCGACUUUCAUUUGGACGAUCAUCUGAUCCAUCGGUUUGUUUUUCAACAUUAGCCAAGGCUCCAUCCUCAAAACAGAAGGUCAUGGAUAUUUCUAUUCAAUAAAUGUAAUAUAUGUU